This is a messenger RNA of Acanthopagrus latus (yellowfin seabream), 4317 nucleotides long. RefSeq names its product reticulon-4 receptor-like 1 (gene rtn4rl1a). The coding region runs from base 640 to 1998 and encodes 452 amino acids. Gene Ontology annotation, molecular function: protein binding. Gene Ontology annotation, cellular component: plasma membrane. The transcript is spliced from 3 exons. NCBI's taxonomy places the organism in Eukaryota, Metazoa, Chordata, Actinopteri, Spariformes, Sparidae. The record is from RefSeq and is a predicted model, not a curated record.
GCUGCCUCGGAGCUCUCCGGUAACAGAGACAGUCGACGGCAACUGACUCACACCGCAGCGCAUCUGAGCCUCCACCUGACCUGCAGCCUGACAGCAGGAGGGCAGAGGAGGAGCACAUGAAGGAACUUCCUCCCGCUGCUUCAUUAGUAUUAUUUUUAUUCUUGUGUGUGUUGCUGCGCAGUGGGGGGGAUGUGGAGGGAUUGACAGACAGCGCUCCGCUCCUCUUCCAACUCAGGGCAUCGGCUCGCAUGUCACCGGUCCGCAGACAGCAGGUGGCGGGUGAGUUGACGCACAUGUGAGCGCGCUGGGACGGGACUCUUUCAAACCAACUGCGGUGGAGACAAACUUGGCUUCUACCAGCAGCGGAUCUUCUAUUUCUCCAUCCUUAGUUCUGCCAAAACAUCAUCCGACCCGCUUUUCUCUCCCCCCCACCACCUCCUCCUCCUCCACCUCCUCCUCCUCCUCCUCCAAGCAUCUUCACUUGAGAGAACAGUCAGCGAGGAGACGAGACUACAGCCUGCCUGCGGUCAGAAAGGAAUCAGAAUAACAGUUUGGUGAGCGGCAGCAGAGGAUUGGACCCGCACAAGGAUGCUACUCCCGCACAGACACAACUAGACGCUCCGACCAGCCGCUGCCAACAUGUUCAGGCGAGGUUAUGGUGGGGUGGAGUUACUCUUGGUGCUGUGUGGCCUGGAUCUCUCCCUGCCCUGCCCCCGACACUGCAUCUGCUACACUUCACCUAGCACCGUCUCCUGCCAAGCCCACAACUUCCAUGCCGUGCCCGAGGGCAUCCCGGCUCAGAGCGAGCGCGUCUUCCUGCAGAACAACAAGAUCCAGCGGCUGCUCCGUGGCCACUUCUCACCCACCACCACCAUGUUGUGGCUUUACUCCAACAACAUCUCCUACAUACAGCCGUCCACCUUCCACGGCUUUGAUCGCCUGGAGGAGCUCGACCUUGGGGACAACCGGCACCUGAACGCCAUCGCCUCAGACACCUUCAUGGGUCUGGGUAGGCUACACGCCCUGCACCUCUACCACUGUGGCCUGAUCAGCCUGCCUCCAGGGAUCUUUUCAGGCCUCCAUAAUCUUCAGUAUCUCUACCUACAGGACAACCAGUUAGAGUUCCUGGAGGACGAUCUGUUCAUCGACUUACUGAACCUCAGUCAUCUCUUCCUGCAUGGCAAUCGAUUAUGGAGCCUUCGACAGAACACUUUCCGUGGUCUGGGGGUGUUGGACCGUCUGCUUCUCCACCAGAAUCGAAUCCAGUGGGUUGAUCGGCAGGCUUUCCACGACCUGCGACGCCUCACCACCCUUUAUCUGUUCAAUAACUCCCUGACUGAGCUAUCUGGUGGCAGCUUGACGCUCCUGCCUGCCCUGGAGUACCUACGACUUAACGACAACCCCUGGGAGUGUGACUGCAAGGCCCUGUCACUUUGGGAUUGGCUGCGGAGGUUCAGAGGCUCCACCUCCUCACUGGUUUGUGUUUCUCCCCCAGAGCUGGCAGGAAAGGACCUGAAGACGGUGAAGAAAGAGGAGCUGCCCAGUUGUGAGGGUCACGCACGUGGCGGCCAAGGUCGGGAGAUGGAGCACGGAGAGUCUUUGAAUCACCUGAAUCGGCACAGAAACCAUCACAACCACCAUCAGCGGCCGUACUUGCCUCACGGGGACCAGUACAGCUUGCCGUCACCCUCGCCCCUGCCUCGGCCACCUAAGGGAGGCCGCAGAAACUGUACCCGCCGGGGCCGCAAGGCCAAAGGGGGGCUCAAUGAGGUACAGGUACUGCGGGAGGAUGGGGAGAAGGACUAUGCUCCAGACGGAGGUAAAUAUGACCUGUCUGGAUCUGGAAGGAGGAAGAACAAGUGCAUCCCCAGAACUUCUGUUGGCCCACCAAGCGGGGUCCAGAGAGCCAAUAAUAAAGCAGGGUCACACCUCGCUGAUUAUCUCUUCUGUUUACCGUCAGCCCUUCUGAUGUCACUGAUCUCUGUGAUCGUACGCUGAGACAGAAAAUGUGCAGGAAAUGAGACUUUUGUGCUGGUGAUGCAACCUUAUGAUUCAUUCUCCUGAACCACCCUGACCUGGCUCUUUAAACGAGGCAUGUGUGCAUAACUGUGUGUGUGUACAUGACUGUGUAUAAACAACUAUCAAAUAUCUACUGUUGAAGCGUCCCUGCGGUAUUAAGGCAGGAAUCUUUAACGAGUCAUAAUCUAAACAUGGACGUCAGGGAAAACAAUUCAGCCCACAGCUUUGAUGAUGUCACCAGGGGAUCAACAGGAAAACUUUACAUUCGUCUCGGUGGCAUCGACUGCUUAACUGAAUUCAUGUGCUUAUAAAAACUGUACAGCCACAUAGAAUAACAAGCCAGUCAAUCAUUGCGAUGAUAGCGAGGAGAGUGUUUGAUAUGGAUCGAGCAGUUCAAGGCUCAGUCUCUAUGUUUAGCCCCUUUGACAUGACAUCGCUCUCUCGCCGCAUCCUUCCAUCUGUCAUUCAUGCUGAGACAAAGGCAGUCACUCAACAGCACCUUAAGAUCAAAAACACGAAACACUGCAGAGUGAAGUGGCAGUAAAAUGAGCCAUCGUUUCAGCAGUAAUAACUAUAAUCACCACACAUUCACCAAUGAAGUGGUUUUUUUUACUUACAUGUCCUCACAGGAAAGGUGAACCCACUUCAAUGCACAUCUGUGUCUUUUCAGUCGAAACUCUAAAAAAAAAAAAAAAAAAGGCACCACCGGAGUUGUGACACGUCUGUGUAACUGAUAAGUCCUCAGAUAGUCCUGCUGAAAGGUGUCUGCUGUCCUUGCUGUCCAUCGAUUUAAAAGCCAUUCAGAAAUAACCAAUCAUAAGGGCCAACCAGUCACAGUCGGUGUAAAUGAGCAGGUGAGUGAAUGAGUUUCUGUGUUACUGUUUGUAAGAGUGUGUCUCAACCAGAAAGAAGAAGGAAAAAAAAAACAAAAAAAAAAAAAACUAAAGCCAUGCGGGUAGAACGACACUAGAUAGCAAGAGUGCCUAAUGCGAGCCAGAUGAUGGAGGUACGGUUUGGCUUCAUUCACACUUGGACCUCACUGGCUACACAACAGAGGCCUCAAAAAGCCUGAAGGGUCGACUCACGCAGGCCAAGGAAAAGCCGGGACCCAACUGUCUGACUCCCAGAAAACUGUUAUGCACUUUUUUUUUUUUUUCUGGGUAACGGAAAGAAAAUAUACCCUUCAAGCAGGGAUGAGUCAAUCCAAGUCGUCACAGGAGGGUUUCGCAUACUGGAAGGAGUACAGAUGACCACCACAACACCACAAUGUGGGAUAUAUUUAUAUCUCCUGCGAUGGUUUAAUGAACUGCUGAACCUGGAAAACAGAAGCAGCUCAGAAUCUGUGAUGAUCAUCACAGGGCAAAGGGACUGACGAACUGCGACUGAGUUUCUUUCUCUGUCCUCUCUGGUGUGUUUAGUGCGCUCCAAAACAGCUGGACUUGACACUCUGUAAGCCCUGAUUGGAGAGUUGGAUUUUUAAUGCUGCUACGACUGAGAGGAGCCCUUUCCGAGGCUUUCUUCUGCAGGAAAUAACAAGGACAAAGAGGACUAUGGGAUACAGUGCCCUGAAUGAACUGGAGCGGUUCAAGCACACACACACACACACACACACACACACACACACCCCUAAUAAAGCCCGAUCACCUUCACAGCCUUCCUGGCCUCACUGCAAACAGAUAACCCCUGUCAGAUCCCAGAGCAGAGCACCACGGACGCUGUAUAGGUGUUCAGUCAUUCACCCAAAGUCUCAAGUGCUCAAUUACAAGAAGUGAAACCUGUACAGAUGCACACGGGUCGUCCGGGUACCUUAACGAGCCAGUAAUGCUAAAAAAAAUGUAAAAAAAAAAAAAAAAAGCCUCUUCAUUUGUUAAAGCAUUACAGAGUUAUGAAGAGUUAAAAAAGGAGCUGCCCCUGUAUGCAAAGGACCUAGCUAAGAAGCUACAAAUGCUGACAAAAGCACAACAAAUUAUUUGUUUGGUUUGCUGACGACUUACUGAUGUGUGGGUCGGAUGGGAAUCUGAGUGCGAGGGGGGGGCGACAUUUGUUCCCCGCCGGCGUGCGCUUCCUGCCGAGCCCCGCCUUUUUUUCGUGUCUAUCUAUCUAAAUGUUGGGGGACGAACAGGAAGCCCGUCGCUGGUGUCGUUCUCCCGACAUGUAGGAUUAUAGAGACCCCCUACUGGUGAACUUGUUUGUGCUGCUGUGAACCCAGAGGUGAUGUAAAUUGUGUCUGUUUAUUCCUGUGAGGAUGACUUUGUUUUGUAAAAUAAUCCAAAAAAAAAAAAAAAAAAAAAAAAAAAA